AUGAAGUUUGGCCACAAGAGGCUGCAGGAAUUCAAGGCUCUGUUCAAUGAUAUUACAGAGUUUUUAGCACAGUAUGUGUGGUUCUUUCGAGAAGAAAUAAAAAGAAAGCAUAUUUUGGAGCUUAGUGCUGGUACUGCACUUCCAGGAAUUGUAGCCUCAAAAUGUAACGCAGCAUCUGUGACUCUCAGUGAGCAUAUUCUUUCCCCAAACUAUUUUGAUGACAUAUUUGUUACAUUGUCAUACAUAUUGGAAAAGAAUGAUAAGUGUGAAAUUUGGUGCACUUACCAAAUACGAAGUACAGAUAAGUCUCUUGUGUACCACUUAGAACAGUGGAAUUUGGCUUGUGUCUAUAUUCCACUGAGCAGCUUUGAAGCCAAUGGACCCUGUGUAGCAGAUUCAAAUUAUCCUGGAAACCACACAAUUGAAAUGCUCAAGAUAUUCAAAAAAAAUACUUGA
This is a messenger RNA of Acanthosepion pharaonis, 456 nucleotides long. The record is from the annotation of a GenBank genome assembly. Lineage: Eukaryota; Metazoa; Mollusca; Cephalopoda; Sepiida; Sepiidae.